Messenger RNA from Cercocebus atys (sooty mangabey), 4862 nucleotides. RefSeq names its product thyroid hormone receptor associated protein 3 (gene THRAP3). Gene Ontology annotation, biological process: positive regulation of transcription by RNA polymerase II. NCBI's taxonomy places the organism in Eukaryota, Metazoa, Chordata, Mammalia, Primates, Cercopithecidae. Gene Ontology annotation, cellular component: mediator complex. The coding region runs from base 662 to 3529 and encodes 955 amino acids. Gene Ontology annotation, molecular function: DNA binding; transcription coregulator activity. The record is from RefSeq and is a predicted model, not a curated record. The transcript has 12 exons.
UUUCCCCAGCUGGGUCAAGGGCUCGGGGAAGGCCUGGCGCGGAGUCGCUCCCCCGCGCUUACACCCUGGCCUCUUCUGAGCGGGCUCCACUCUCUCCGGCUCCUCCCCCUCCCCGCCCUUCAGGGCUUCCCCGGCCCUGGCCUAGCUCCCGAGGCUCUGGGUCGCCUUCUCUCCAAAGCAGCUCUUAGCGCCACUUUUUCUUGCAGUCGGCCUGGGGGCGGCCACUCCCUACUCUUUGCCUUUUGGUCGUAUGAACCCCAUUAUUUGGAUUUAUUUUCCCGGAACUCCUGUGUGCCCUUCCCCCCAUCCAAUCCUCAUUGGCCUGGUUCUGUCUUCUCCUAGGGCGCAUGUGGCUGCCACUCAGUAAAUGUUAGUAUCGCUUCCGUUCUUUCCAGCCUGGUGGCCAAAAAAGGGAUAGUCCAAAUUUGUCUCCUACGGGAAUAUUAGAGUUCUCACUUUUUUCUUGGGCUGGAGCUGAGGCCGGCUUGCAUUCCAGUGGCAAUCGGCGUGAGUUCUGCUUAUACGAGAAGUGUAUCCUGACUUGUAAAUUGAAAAAGCCGGUGGUGCUGCGGGUGUUCUUUUGGAGUAGUGUCUGGGAUCCAGUGCAAGUCGAAUCAUUGUUCAAAUAAGGUGUAAUUGAAAAGUGAUCCUCUCUUCAGCGAUGUCAAAAACAAACAAAUCCAAGUCUGGAUCUCGCUCUUCUCGCUCAAGAUCUGCAUCAAGAUCUCGUUCUCGUUCAUUUUCGAAGUCUCGGUCCCGAAGCCGAUCUCUCUCUCGUUCAAGGAAGCGCAGGCUGAGUUCUAGGUCUCGUUCCAGAUCAUAUUCUCCAGCUCAUAACAGAGAAAGAAACCACCCAAGAGUAUAUCAGAAUCGGGAUUUCCGAGGUCACAACAGAGGCUAUAGAAGGCCCUAUUAUUUCCGUGGGCGCAACAGAGGCUUUUAUCCAUGGGGCCAGUAUAACCGAGGAGGCUAUGGAAACUACCGCUCAAAUUGGCAGAAUUACCGGCAAGCAUACAGUCCUCGUCGAGGCCGUUCAAGAUCCCGGUCCCCAAAGAGAAGGUCCCCUUCACCAAGGUCCAGGAGCCAUUCUAGAAACUCUGAUAAGUCGUCUUCUGACCGGUCAAGGCGCUCCUCAUCCUCCCGUUCUUCCUCCAACCAUAGCCGAGUUGAAUCUUCUAAGCGCAAGUCUGCAAAGGAGAAAAAGUCCUCUUCCAAGGAUAGCCGGCCAUCUCAGGCUGCUGGGGAUAACCAGGGAGAUGAGGCCAAGGAUCAGACAUUCUCUGGAGGCACCUCUCAAGAUACAAAAGCAUCUGAGAGCUCGAAGCCAUGGCCAGAUGCCACCUACGGCACUGGUUCUGCGUCACGGGCCUCAGCAGUUUCUGAGCUGAGUCCUCGGGAGCGAAGCCCAGCUCUCAAAAGCCCCCUCCAGUCUGUGGUGGUGAGGCGGCGGUCACCCCGUCCUAGCCCCGUGCCAAAACCUAGUCCUCCACUUUCCAGCACAUCCCAGAUGGGCUCAGCUCUGCCAAGUGGUGCUGGGUAUCAGUCUGGGACACACCAAGGUCAGUUCGACCAUGGUUCUGGGUCCCUGAGUCCAUCCAAAAAGAGCCCUGUGGGUAAAAGUCCACCAUCCACUGGCUCCACAUAUGGCUCAUCUCAGAAGGAGGAGAGUGCUGCUUCAGGAGGAGCAGCCUAUACAAAGAGGUAUCUAGAAGAGCAGAAGACAGAGAAUGGAAAAGAUAAGGAACAGAAACAAACAAAUACCGAUAAAGAAAAAAUAAAAGAGAAAGGGAGCUUCUCUGACACAGGCUUGGGUGAUGGAAAAAUGAAAUCUGAUUCUUUUGCUCCCAAAACUGAUUCCGAGAAGCCUUUUCGGGGCAGUCAGUCUCCCAAAAGGUAUAAGCUCCGAGAUGACUUUGAGAAGAAGAUGGCUGACUUCCACAAGGAGGAGAUGGAUGAUCAAGAUAAGGACAAAGCUAAGGGAAGGAAGGAAUCUGAGUUUGAUGAUGAACCCAAAUAUAUGUCUAAAGUCAUAGGUGCAAACAAAAACCAGGAGGAGGAGAAGUCAGGCAAAUGGGAGGGCCUGGUAUAUGCACCUCCAGGGAAGGAAAAGCAGAGGAAAACAGAGGAGCUGGAGGAGGAGUCUUUCCCAGAGAGAUCCAAAAAGGAGGAUCGGGGCAAGAGAACCGAAGGUGGGCACAGGGGCUUUGUGCCUGAGAAGAAUUUCCGAGUGACUGCUUACAAAGCAGUCCAGGAGAAAAGCUCAUCACCUCCCCCAAGAAAGACCUCUGAGAGCCGAGACAAGCUGGGAGUGAAAGGAGAUUUUCCCACGGGGAAGUCUUCCUUUUCCAUUACUCGAGAGGCACAGGUCAAUGUCCGGAUGGACUCUUUUGAUGAGGACCUUGCACGACCCAGUGGCUUAUUGGCUCAGGAACGCAAGCUUUGCCGAGAUCUAGUCCAUAGCAACAAAAAGGAACAGGAGUUUCGUUCCAUUUUCCAACACAUACAAUCAGCUCAGUCUCAGCGUAGCCCCUCAGAACUGUUUGCCCAACAUAUAGUGACCAUUGUUCACCAUGUUAAAGAGCAUCACUUUGGGUCCUCAGGAAUGACAUUACAUGAACGCUUUACUAAAUACCUAAAGAGAGGAACUGAGCAGGAGGCAGCCAAAAACAAGAAAAGCCCAGAGAUACACAGGAGAAUAGACAUUUCCCCCAGUACAUUCAGAAAACAUGGUUUGGCUCAUGAUGAAAUGAAAAGUCCCCGGGAACCUGGCUACAAGGCUGAGGGAAAAUACAAAGAUGAUCCUGUUGAUCUCCGCCUUGAUAUUGAACGUCGUAAAAAACAUAAGGAGAGAGAUCUUAAACGAGGUAAAUCGAGAGAAUCAGUGGAUUCCCGAGACUCCAGCCACUCGAGGGAAAGGUCAGCUGAGAAAACAGAGAAAACUCAUAAAGGAUCAAAGAAACAGAAGAAGCAUCGGAGAGCAAGAGACAGGUCCAGAUCCUCCUCCUCUUCCUCCCAGUCAUCUCACUCCUACAAAGCAGAAGAAUACACUGAAGAGACAGAGGAAAGAGAGGAGAGCACCACGGGCUUUGACAAAUCAAGACUGGGGACCAAAGACUUUGUGGGUCCAAGUGAAAGAGGAGGUGGCAGAGCUCGAGGAACCUUUCAGUUUCGAGCCAGAGGAAGAGGCUGGGGCAGAGGCAACUACUCUGGGAACAAUAACAACAACAGCAACAACGAUUUUCAAAAAAGAAACCGGGAAGAGGAGUGGGACCCAGAGUACACACCCAAAAGCAAGAAGUAUUACUUGCAUGAUGACCGUGAAGGAGAAGGCAGUGACAAGUGGGUGAGCCGGGGCCGGGGCCGAGGAGCCUUUCCUCGGGGUCGGGGCCGGUUCAUGUUCCGGAAAUCAAGUACCAGCCCCAAGUGGGCCCAUGACAAGUUCAGUGGGGAGGAAGGGGAGAUUGAAGACGACGAGAGUGGGACAGAGAACCGAGAAGAGAAGGACAAUAUACAGCCCACAGCCGAGUAGGGGCCACCAUUGAUGGGAUUCCUGCCCAGGGGAGAGAGGCACUGGGAAGAUGGCUGGCUUAACAGAGGAACCUCAAGAAGAUUGCAUAAAUCCUACCCACACCCCCCACCAGCCGUGCAGAUUGUACUACCACAAAAGGCAUCCCUGGCACUGUCUCCCACUGGAUAGAGGAGGCUGGCCGUGGAGCCCGGGGGUCAGGCCCAGCUCUUGAGCAGAACACAACGCAUUGGGCUUUCGCUGUUUUUCUCAUUUGUUGUUGGUGUGUGGGGGUGGGGGCAGGGGUAGGGCGGGAGAGCGAUGCUUGGAUUUUUGUUUCCUAUUAGGAACCAACAGUUUUGUUCUAAUUUCUUUUCAUUUGGAGCUAAGAGGACUAAUUCGAUGAUUUUCAAUCUCUUCUCCCCUGUCCUGAUUUUAAAAGCCCUUCUUUUUUUUUUUUUUCUUUUUUCUUUUUUUAGGCAUAUGUAGUAAUAUUAGAAACAUUUAAUUUGGGAAACUUUGAUUCUUGAAAGAGAAAACAAAGCAUGUGAAUAAACUUUGAAGUGUUCACCUCAGUUUGGGACCAAACUGCUUGGAUCUUUGUAAAAACCGGUUUUGUAUGUCAAGGAGGAGUUUAAGGCCUUUCCGACCACCUUGUGUUCCCCUUUUCUGCGCAGCCAUGUAUCACGUGGAGUUGCUCCUAACCACACCUCACGUGCCCCUGAGCCCUAUUUCCUGAUUUCUUCUGGGCUGGACUUCCCUAUUCUCCACCAGCAGCUCCAGUAUCCCAAACUUUCUAGUCCUGCUGAUCCUCCCAGCAACGGGGUGGAAACUGGAGGGCAGUGUCUGGUCUGUUUUCUAAGAAACUUAUGAAUUCUAUUAUCUUUACAAAUAUAAGAUGAGAAAAUUUUUUCAAUAUUUUUUAUUAAUCUUUUUAUAAAAUGAAACUCCUGUGAUCGAUUAAGGAAGGUGGUUAUGGCUGGGUGGUUCAUGGGGUUUUUUUGGUUUUUUUUUUCUUUCUUGUCUUUAACCUUAAGCUGUUUAAGUUGAAGCAUUCUCAGAUGUUUGGGGGGAAACAUCCUCUUAAAAUGGGUCCUUGUGCUUGCCUUCUGGGGAGGCGGUCCUGAGCAGGUGAAUCAUAAGGCAUUUAUGCAUAUGUUAUAUGCGGACUGCACCCACCUCUCCCCCCAGCCUUUGCGUCUUGGGUUGUUGUGCUGCUUUCCCCUUACUUUGCUACAUUUCUAUAGUUAAGUUGGUUUUACUUGAAUGAUUCAUGUUUAGGGGGAAAAUGAAAAUCUCCCUUAAAAUUUGUUUCAACUCCUCCUGCAAAUAAAAUAAAUGAAGUGGCAGAUGUAAA